This is a messenger RNA of Penaeus indicus, 654 nucleotides long. RefSeq names its product gamma-aminobutyric acid receptor subunit beta-like. Bases 1 to 654 code for a protein of 217 amino acids. NCBI's taxonomy places the organism in Eukaryota, Metazoa, Arthropoda, Malacostraca, Decapoda, Penaeidae. Gene Ontology annotation, biological process: chloride transmembrane transport; nervous system process; regulation of membrane potential. The record is from RefSeq and is a predicted model, not a curated record. Gene Ontology annotation, cellular component: synapse; neuron projection; GABA-A receptor complex. The transcript has 7 exons. Gene Ontology annotation, molecular function: neurotransmitter receptor activity; chloride channel activity; GABA-A receptor activity.
AUGGGAGAACAGCAGGUGUUGGCAAUUACUCUACAGGCGGCGGGCCCCGAGGACAGCUGCAGGAAUUAUAAUAAUCAGGCUCAGGAUAAAAUGACCAGCCUCCGGGCUAGUACAAUGGAAGGAAACUACUCUCGGCUGCUGUGUGAGAUCAUGUUCGUUCGUUCCAUGGGUUACUACUUGAUUCAGAUCUACAUCCCUUCAUCACUCAUUGUCGUCAUCUCAUGGGUUUCCUUCUGGCUCAACCGAUCCGCUACCCCCGCCCGUGUUUCCCUGGGUGUGACUACUGUGCUGACUAUGACAACGCUAAUGUCCUCUACCAACGCCGCUUUGCCCAAGAUUUCCUACGUCAAGUCCAUCGAUGUUUACCUCGGCACCUGUUUCGUGAUGGUUUUCGCCUCACUCCUUGAGUACGCCGCAGUGGGUUACAUGGGGAAGAGGAUCCAGAUGCGCAAAAACCGAAUUCUAGCCAUCCAGAAGCUGGCAGAGCAACGCAAAACCGCUGCCCACGAUCACUCACACACGUCGCAGGACCACACUGAACACCCCCCGAAGCAGACAGUUACUGUAGUCGUAUAUGGGGCUGUUCAAGAUGCAUUGCACAAAUAUGUCCAUCAUUUCCCAAGGAUCUAUUCCGUCCAUCGAACCUAUAUCUAA